AUGGCGGAGAACACCGGUCGCGCCGGCAAGAGCAGCGGCAGCGGCAGCGGCACCGGAAAGGGGGCGGUGUCGGCGGAGCAGGUAAUAGCUGGCUUUAACCGUCUUCGGCAGGAACAACGAGGCCUGGCAUCCAAAGCAGCUGAGUUGGAGAUGGAAUUGAAUGAGCACAGCCUAGUGAUUGAUACACUGAAGGAGGUAGAUGAAACCCGCAAGUGCUACCGCAUGGUUGGAGGAGUACUGGUGGAGCGCACUGUCAAAGAGGUGCUGCCUGCCUUGGAGAACAACAAGGAGCAGAUCCAGAAGAUCAUUGAGACACUGACACAGCAGCUGCAGGCAAAGGGAAAAGAACUAAAUGAAUUCCGGGAAAAGCACAACAUUCGUCUCAUGGGGGAAGAUGAGAAGCCAGCAGCCAAGGAAAAUUCAGAAGGAGCUGGGGCUAAGGCCAGCUCAGCCGGAGUGUUGGUCUCCUAG
This is a messenger RNA of Elephantulus edwardii (Cape elephant shrew), 471 nucleotides long. It is a transcript of the gene PFDN2, whose product is annotated as prefoldin subunit 2. Gene Ontology annotation, molecular function: protein folding chaperone. Bases 1 to 471 code for a protein of 156 amino acids. The record is from RefSeq and is a predicted model, not a curated record. Gene Ontology annotation, cellular component: prefoldin complex; cytoplasm. Lineage: Eukaryota; Metazoa; Chordata; Mammalia; Macroscelidea; Macroscelididae. Gene Ontology annotation, biological process: protein folding. The transcript has 4 exons.